AUCCUCUUUGUGCUAUUGUUUUCUUCUGUAUGUAAAUUUCCGCAGUACGUUGCUUUGUUAAACGCGUUUCUAUUAGUAUAUGCUGUGUCGAAGGUGUAUCCCUUGGCUGGUUGCUCAAAAAAUUGAAUGCGUAACCCCAAAUUUAUCCGAUGGACAAUUUGGAGAUGAAAGAACAGUUAGCGAAACCUGGACGUCAGUAAACGUGGGAUGGAAAAUGGGGAUAAAAUCGGAAUUUCAAAGAUCAUUUCAUUUAGAUUGCUAACGAACAGGAGACAGGAAGUAGAAUCAAUUGUUAGAAGUAUUUUCACGAUUCUCUUCUCUUCUAUUACUUUAUUCCUUGGUUUUAAGUUUUCUUCACAAGAUUUAACUCAGUCUCAUAUUUCGAUGUCCCUCGUAUCGUUCGCUAAAAUACCUCCUCCUUCGUUAUAGAAGUUUAAGGACAAUGAAUACGUACGGAAUUUUGUCUGAAUACGCAAAUCAGUACCUUAUCGAUACUCUGGAGACAGUAGUCUCGUACUUGGCCAUGAUUGGCUCUCCGCAUUAUUGUGACUGUUUGUACAAUCGGACAGCCAAUACAUCUGUCACUAUGACACAUGAUCUUCUUGUCGUAUCCUUUUAUGUGACGUAAUUUAGUGAAAUCCUUAACGUUGAGAUGUCAAAAUUUUCCUAAGAGAAUUUACAAGAGCGCUGUUCCUUUUCGGGGGUAGAAUUACCGAAUAUCUAUAUAAGUGUCACUACUCCCGUGCGGGUCUUUUCUUUCACCAAUCUUCAAGCUUCAACCUUGACCGCUUUUUCCAAAUUCUUUUGAGGUCUUGAAACAGUAGCGGACACACAAAAGAAUAGAUAAUAUUUUAAUAAUUCUUUUGGGUCAUUUUUCCCACUGUUUUUUAGGCGGUUCCCUUAUUCACUGAGCGACAGCCUUGCUGUGGUUGGAAAAGGCUGAUAGAAACUCACUUCUACUAGCUGUACUUUGCAAGUUUCCUAAAGUGGUUACGAAAAAGUACCCAAAAUAUCUAUACUCUCUUUUCGAUAGAGAUAUCACAUUCUUUUUCUUCCGUUGAAGAUUGUGAAUCGGUUUUUAUCUUUAUUACACACUUCUUUUAUUAAGGUCGUGUAGUUCUCUGUAGGUAAUCUUUCUGUUAUUUUGCGUUCUAUUCUUACGGGUUUGGCGUUAUUUUUUUUCUCUUUUCAGUUAUCUCGUUCUAUCUAUUGGUAUAAAGAUUUUAAAUUCUGUUCAAGAUGUCGCUACUAAACUUUAAACGUGGUAAGAUUUUUACCAUGAUCAUGUUGAUCUUCGUCUCCAUGGCCGGAUGGAUGUUUGGUGCUGAUACCGGUUCCAUUGGUGGUGUCACUAGUAUGAGAGACUUUCAAACCCGUUUUGCGGAUCGUUAUAACCCCAUUACGGAUUCAUAUGCUUAUUCAUCUUGGCGUCAAGGUCUUUUGAUUGGUAUUGUCAAUACAGGUGCUUUGACUGGUUGUAUCAUGUCUUCCCCUAUUGCUGAUCGUUGGGGUAAGCGGGCUUCUAUUAUCGGCUGGACUUGCGUCUACAUCAUUGGUAUUAUUAUUCAAGUUACUACUACUCCUUCUUGGAUUCAGAUGAUAGUAGCUAAAAUCUGGACUGGUCUUGGUAUUGGUGCCCUUUCAGUAUUGGCUCCCGGUUACCAAUCCGAAGUUGCUCCUCCGUCUAUUCGUGGUACUGUUGUCGUCACAUAUCAACUAUUCGUCACUGGUGGUAUUUUCAUUGCUGCUUGUAUUAACAUGGGUACCCACAAGCUUCAAAAGACUGCUCAGUGGAGAGUCUCCAUUGGUAUCAACUUACUUUGGGGUAUCAUUACAUUUAUUGGUAUUAUUUUCUUGCCUGAAUCUCCUCGUUACCUUAUUCAGGUUGGUAAAGAUGAUGAAGCUAUUCGUGUCCUUUCCGAAAGUCAGGAAGUCCCUGCCGACAAUGAAGAAAUCCAAGAAGAGUAUGGACGUCUUAAAAAGUCCAUUGACGAGGAGUUUGCUGGUGGUCCUUGUUCUUGGGCCAGUAUUUUCGGUAAGAACAUUCGCUAUCGUACAUUUUUGGGUAUUUUUGUCAUGUCUCUCCAACAACUUAGUGGUAACAACUACUUCUUCUACUAUGGUUUCCAAGUUGCUGAAGGAGCUGGUAUCAACUCUCCUUAUCUUUCUGCUUUGAUUCUUGAUGCCUGUAACUUUGGUUGUACAUUUGGUGGUAUGGUCGUUCUUGAGUACUUUGGUCGUCGUAACCCCCUGGUUAUUGGUGGUUUGUGGCAGUCCAUGUGGUUCUGGAUCUAUGGUGCCGUUGGUAGCCGUGCUCUUUACCACAAAGACGGAACUUCCAACACCCGUGCUGGUGCAGUUAUGCUUGUUGCUGCUUGUCUUUUCAUUUUCGGUUUCGCUCAAACUUGGGCCCCUGCUGCCUACGUCAUUGUCGGUGAAUCUUACCCUGUCCGUUAUCGCUCCAAGUGUGCUGCUUUAGCUACCUCUUCUAACUGGCUUUGGAACUUUUUAAUUUCUUUCUUUACUCCAUUUAUCCAGAACGCCAUUGGUUUCAAGUACGGUUACUGCUUUGCUGCCUGCAACUUGACUGGAGCUAUUGUUAUUUUCCUAUUCGCCAAGGAGACCAAGGGUCUUAGCUUGGAAGAAAUCAACGAGUUGUAUAUGUCUGAUAUUAAGCCCUGGCAAUCCACUAAUUUCAAGCUUAAUUAUAAAGAACAAAAGAAGGCCGACCGCGAGAAUCGCGAAAAGAGCCGUGGAACUCGUGGUGAGUCCGUUGAGUAUGUUGAGCGUGCCUCAAAUACCGGAUCCUCUCCUCAAUACUCUUCUCAUGAAGAAGACUAUGCAUAAGCUAUAUCAAUUUGAAAAAAGUGUGUACUUAUUCCGCUGAAAUUAUACUAUACAUCGGUUUUGGAACUGAUAUGAUUCAAAGCCUGUAUUUUGAAGGAUAGAUCUGUUUGUAGGAAAAGGUUAUCAUGUUUAGGAUCGUUUCUUCAAUUUAUAGACACAAACGAUUCAGUUAUUUGUUGCGUUUAUUGGCGUGGUUUUAUUUCUGUUAAGAUGAGGUCUAAUGCAUUGGUGUUUAAAUGUUGAAUUAAAAAAAUAAUUUUAUCCAGUUUUUUAAUCAUGUUUGCCAGAUAUAAGAUUUGUUUGUAUAUAGA
Messenger RNA from Schizosaccharomyces cryophilus OY26, 3158 nucleotides. Its product is annotated as hexose transporter Ght2. Gene Ontology annotation, molecular function: carbohydrate:proton symporter activity. Gene Ontology annotation, cellular component: plasma membrane. NCBI's taxonomy places the organism in Eukaryota, Fungi, Ascomycota, Schizosaccharomycetes, Schizosaccharomycetales, Schizosaccharomycetaceae. The record is from RefSeq and is a predicted model, not a curated record. Gene Ontology annotation, biological process: carbohydrate transport; transmembrane transport. The transcript has a single exon. Bases 1240 to 2847 code for a protein of 535 amino acids.